Messenger RNA from Pecten maximus, 766 nucleotides. RefSeq lists its product as uncharacterized. The record is from RefSeq and is a predicted model, not a curated record. Lineage: Eukaryota; Metazoa; Mollusca; Bivalvia; Pectinida; Pectinidae. The transcript is spliced from 2 exons. Bases 68 to 577 code for a protein of 169 amino acids.
UCUACGGCUUCCUUGGUUACCUUAUACGUUCUGUCGUCAGACUAGAUUAUUUUCAUUAUAUCAGAAGAUGACGGCCCACAGCAUGGGCGCCUUUGGCGCCUAUAAAUACGCUUACAGUAGAUACUUAAAGGAAAGAGAGGACAAGGAAAAGGAGCGAAAGGAAUUAGAGGAAGGACCGGAAACUGUAUGGGUGACGAAGCGAUACAUCCCCACCGACCUUCGUGUUACUGCCCCAGUUCCUCGUCAUAAACUUUUAGCCCCAAAAGUUCUUCCUCGGGCAGAGACACAUUGGGUCCCUACCAUUGAGCCUCCUCUCAGAAGCUUUGAUAGGGGUCCAGAGGCAGCUAUAUUUAAAUCCCACCCCAGCACUCGAUGCGAGGAAUACUCCACACUGAAACAAAUGAUACCGUCAAGUGGAAGUCUGAUCAGAGUUGCUCCCCCGAACUGGGGUACUGCUGGAGGGGUACCUGUUAUGCAUUCUUUGGUACCAGCCCGUCGAUAUCCUAUGAUAAACAGCCCAAUGACGAAAUAUGUGGAUGACAUGCACACAACCAACAAGCUCUUCAAACUACAUUGAUGAAAGGUGAUACCAUACAUUGAUGAAAGGUGAACCAUACAUUGAUGAAAGGUGAUACCAUACAUUGGUGAAGCCUUCGCUACUUAAAAAGAUAGGAACUCAGAUUUUUACCAUUUAACCAAGAUCCCGUGUCGCCACAUUGUGUGUUCUCAUUUUUUGUAAAACUUGUAUAUAUUUACACCCAGUAUU